This is a messenger RNA of Alternaria postmessia, 834 nucleotides long. RefSeq lists its product as uncharacterized. Gene Ontology annotation, cellular component: plasma membrane. The coding region runs from base 1 to 834 and encodes 277 amino acids. Gene Ontology annotation, molecular function: acetate transmembrane transporter activity. Lineage: Eukaryota; Fungi; Ascomycota; Dothideomycetes; Pleosporales; Pleosporaceae. The record is from RefSeq and is a predicted model, not a curated record. The transcript has 3 exons.
AUGUCUGAUACUGUCAAGAUUGAUCACGAAAUGACCGAGCACAAUGGCAUGCCAAUCGCAGGCAACGGUUCGCCAUUGAGCCGUCAGGUCACUGUAGCUCUGUCUCCCGAACAGUAUGAGCGCCUCUUUUUCCAGCCAUCUGCUCCACGCCGUGGAGAUCUCGCGAAACGGUUCGCCAACCCAACAUUGCUCGGUCUCAUUGGCUUUUUGGUUCCAUAUACUUCAACCAUCUUGAUUCUCUGCGGCUUCCAAGGAGCAGUUGCUCCACAAAGCUUGGUCGGUCUCAGCGCCGACUACUAUUUCUUCGGUGCCUUAGCCAUGAAUGUCGCUGGCAUCGCUGAGUUUAUUCUCGGCAACACGUUUCCUAUGGCAGUUUUUCUCAUAUACGGAAGUCAUUGGGGUAGUCUGGCGUACCAGCAGGAUCCCAUACAUCAAACCACUUCUGCAUUCGGAGAAUUGGGAGGCGCGAAUGGUGCAGCCUAUAACGCAUCCCAGGGCUUCCACAACGUCUCAAUGGUACUCGCUAGCUUUGUCUUCUUGAUAGGAACGCUUCGUGUCAACCUCUUCUUUACCGCCACAUUCUUUGGUCUCGUCAUGCUCUUCGCUUUUAUCGCCGCCGCCGAUUUUUCCGUCGCAUCAGCCACAACAGAAGCCGAUGUUGAACACAUCAACACGUUGCUGAAAUGCGCAGGAGGUUUUGGCUUUCUGGGCUUAAUAUCUGGCUGGUACCUUGCAAUUCUUACCGCUUGCGAAGCCGUGGGAAUUCCAUGCCCACUUCCUGUGUUCGACUUGAGCAGCAAAGUCUUCCCAAAUAAUAAGCCCCAGGAAGGCUAA